Schistosoma margrebowiei is the source of this 3575-nucleotide messenger RNA. The record is from the annotation of a GenBank genome assembly. NCBI's taxonomy places the organism in Eukaryota, Metazoa, Platyhelminthes, Trematoda, Strigeidida, Schistosomatidae.
ACAUUAUCUUACUCAAGACCUUUCGAAAAUACUCUUCAUUUCCAUUUCCAUCUAUUGACUGUGAGAGAUUCCCUUGUCAAGUUAUUACUUUAAAUUUAAUUUUAUACAAUAAAAUGGAUACUCCUGAGUUGACUGAAUAUGAAUCCGCACCAAGUGUUCGUGUCCAUAAACGUGAGACAAAGCACAGAAUAUUCGUCAACCGGAGCUUGCAGCUAGACAAGAUAAAGUUUUUUGGAUUCGAUAUGGACUAUACUCUAGCACAGUAUAAAUCACCACAAUAUGAAGAGCUUGCAUUUAAUAUUAUAAAAAACCGGCUGAUAAAACUUGGCUAUCCUCCGAAAACUUCCGAUUUUGUUUAUGAUCCCUCGUUCCCACUGAGAGGCCUAUGGUUUGAUCGGCUUUAUGGUACUCUGUUAAAAAUGGACCAGUUUGGCAAUAUUCUUUCAUGUUUACGUGGAUUUAAUUUUAUCCAAAGGGAAGAACUUCGAUCAAUGUAUCCAAAUAAGUUUGUGAAGUACGAUGAGAAACGAAUUGAAAUAAUGAACACUUUAUUCAGUCUUCCAGAAACUUACAUACUCUCGUGUAUAAUCCAUAUGUUCGUCAACGAUCCUGAUUAUAUAAAAGUUGAGCAUGGUGUCAAAAAAGGAUCUCUGUAUAUGUCAUACGCUUCAAUUUAUGAAGAUGUGAGAACCGCUUGUGAUUGGAUGCAUAGAGGAGAACUAAAACAACGUACUUUGGCAAAUAUUGGUGAAUAUGUUGAAAGAGAUCCUCGUUUAUGUACUUUGUUAGAUCGGCUACGAGUGAAUGGUGCAAAAGUGUUUUUGUUAACGAACAGUGACUUUGAGUACUCUCAUGCAAUUAUGAGCUUCAUUUUGGGAGGUCCAAGACCUGAUGGUACAAUUCGUAAAUGGACAAGUUAUUUUGAUUACAUUGUAACUGACGCAAGAAAACCAGCAUUCUUUCAAGAAGGAACAAUUUUAAGAGUUGUUUGUCAAGAUACUGGGCAGCCCAGUAUUGGUCAUCAUAUGGGUCCUUUAGAAACUGGUCAAAUAUAUUCCGGAGGAUCAUGUGAAGUUUUUUCUCAUUUAAUUGGUGCUCGUGGUAAAGAUGUUUUAUAUGUUGGUGAUCAUGUUUAUGGUGAUAUAUUAAAAUCGAAAAAAACUGUCGGUUGGAGAACAUAUUUAAUUAUACCAGAAUUAGCAAAUGAAAUUUAUGUAUGGAAAAAAAAGAAAUCAUUAUUUGAUGAAUUACAAAAAAUUGAUAAUAAUUUAGAAACAAUCUAUCGUGACUUGAAUAUCUCAUCCAAUAUAAGACCGGAUGUUGGAAAUUUACAGAGAAAAAUUCGGGCUGUGGCUCAACGAAUGGAAGAAUCAUAUGGUGCAUUGGGAAGUAUUUUCAGAAACGGUUCUCGUCAUACAUUCUUCUCAUCUCAAGUAUUACGUUAUGCUGAUUUAUAUUCUUUCUCUUGUAUUAAUCUGAUCUACUACCCUUUAUGUUAUAUGUUUCGUGCACCAGCUAUGCUUAUGCCUCAUGAAUCAACUGUAUCUCAUGGUGAUUCACCAAAAGAUAGUUUUUCGGAUUUAGAUGCUUUACCAUGUGGACUUCGUCGACGUACUAAAAAUGAAAUCAAUCCAUUAUCAACGGACAUAAAUGGUCUUAACUCUACUUUGGAGAGUUCACUUUAUUGUAAAAGUAAGAAUAAUAAUACUAUUUGUGAAUCUGAUGAAGAACAGGAUGAUUCACUUGAUUCCGAUUAAAGUUAUUGAACUUCACUAAAAAAAUUUUCCCUCUCACAAUUGAUUCUAUCAUUUUUAUCAAUGUACAAACAUUAAACACACAUAAGGAAUAAAGAAAAUAAUAAUAAUAAAAGAAAAUUAAAAUAGAGAAAAAUUGAAAAGAAAAAAGUGUACAUGUACAUGUUCACACACACACACAUACCUACAUACAUACAUACACAUACACACAUUCGAACAAAUGAACAAACAUAAUUGCUUAUUAUAUAAAUAUAAAUGUUAAUCACAAAACUUACCUACAUUACCUGAUCAUUGUUAAUGUCUAUUUUGUUUAAUCAAUAUACAAUACACUUUUAUUGUAUUUCUAGUUUGAUUCAAUAUGAUAAUUCGUAGAAUGAAUAUGAUUGUUGCGUUGUUUGUUUUUUUUUAUUUAAUUUAUUUAUUAUUUUUAUUGAUUAUUGAACAAUUGAAAUCCUGCGGGGUUUUAAAUAAAAAUCUAAUAACAAUUAAUUCACUAUUGAUUUAAUCAUUGAAUAGAAAUUAUUUUUUAAUUUAAAUCAUCUUAAUGAUUGAUUGGUGAUAAUGCCUACAUUCUUAUAAUGAACUAUCUGAUUUUCAUUAUCAUAAUUAUUAAUUAGUAUGAUUGUUUUAUCACAAAAUGAUGAUAAGAAUGUUUUACCUCAAGAAAAGAAAAUGAUUAUUUUCUCUUGAUCAAUCUAUCUAUCUAUCUAUCUCCAUCUGUCAUUAUUGAUAAUCGAUGAAAAAAUGAUAUCAACAACAACAACAAAAAAGAGGAAAAAUAAACUAACCAAAUAGGAUGGGGAAAAUUUAGUGAAUUUAUUUUCAAAUAAAAAUCUAUAUAUUAGAAAUGAUUAAUUAUUUAAUGAUUUACAUAAUUGAUCUCAUUGUUUUAAAUCAUCAUUCAACUCAAUCUAUCAUGUGUAAUACAUAUAUAUAGAUAUAUAUAGAAACGAAUUGCCUUUCACUGCUGUUUUCUGUUUUAUGACUAAAUAUGAUUGUUUCUUAUUUCAUUAAAUAUUUACAAUCAGAUAAUUUAUAUGGAUGAACUGCUGAAUUUAUUGAUUUCUUUUUCUUUUUACGAACAUUUUAAUUGUUGUUAUGUAAUUUUUUUCUUUUGUUUUUCCUCUUUUCCUUUUUCUUCUUCUUCCAAAAAAAAUAUCAUUUGGAUAUUUUGUCUAUUUGCUCAGUGUUACUAAUUAUCCCCCAUCUCAUAUGUGUUGGAUGAUAAGUAGAUGGGGGUGGUGAUUUCUUUCCUUUUAUAUUUAGUUGUAGUGUCAGUAGAAAUACACAUGUUGUUGUGUUUAGUAGUCAAUUGUGUACUUUAAGUUGGUUAUUCUUAUUGAUAUAUAUGUUAUAUAUCUGUUUACAUUUAUGAGUAUUUGUACUGAUAUAUAUAUUCUUUAGCAUGAUCAACAUUUCGUCCAUUUUCACUUACUAUAAUUAUCGCUUAUUUCAGUCUGUCUCUCUCUCUCUCUCUGACCCACUCACAUGUUAGCAGGAAUCAUUACAUAAGCUGAUUAUUCUUUUGUUUUUCUUCCCUCUUCCUGUUUCCUCGUCAUAUUUUAUUAUUAUUAUUAUUAUUCUUCAUUAUUGUUUGUUUUGUUUUGUUUCUCUUCUCUAAUGAUAAAAUUUAUUUUUGAAUCAUUUGACUAAUUUCUUUUGUAUUCUAUUGAAUAUCUUCAGAAUAAUUCCUAAUCCUUUAUAUAUCCCUGAUCUUUACAACCAUGAUUAAUGUCGUUCAGAAAAUAGGGAAGCAUGAACUACAUUGUAGAUCACAAAGUGAAUACUAACACAAAUACAAAUAUAAGCGUAUGAAUUAUU